GGGGGACUGAGACGAGACGAUCCACGGCUUCUUCGGCAUCAACGUCAGAAUUCCCUUCAGAGUCCAGAUGAUGCUGCUGGUCGUCGUGGUGACGGUGUGUCUGAGUGCGGUUCUGUCCGCCCCCAGUCUGGACCCUCAGCUGGAUCAGGACUGGGACCUGUGGAAGAGUUGGCACAAUAAAACUUACAAAGAGAGAGAGGAGGUCUGGAGGAGGACGGUGUGGGAGAAGAACCUGAAGAAGAUCCAGCUCCACAACUUGGAGCACUCUAUGGGCAAACACUCCUACCUCCUGGGGAUGAACCGCUUUGGAGACAUGACUAACGAGGAGUUUACACAUAUAAUGAAUGGCUUCAAACCCAAAGCAAACAAGAAGACCAAGGCAUCUCUGUUCACGAAGCCCACCUCCAUGAAGGUCCCUUCCAGUGUGGACUGGAGGACUGAAGGCUACGUUACCCCUGUGAAGGAUCAGGGUCAGUGUGGUUCCUGUUGGGCUUUCAGCGCCACUGGAUCUAUGGAGGGCCAGCAGUUCAGGAAAGCCGGGACUCUGGUGUCGCUGAGCGAACAGAACCUGGUGGACUGUUCAGGAUCCACGGGCAACCAGGGCUGCAACGGUGGCUGGAUGGAUCGUGCCUUUGAGUACGUUAUGAACAAUGGUGGUCUGGACUCGGAGCUGUCCUACCCGUACGUAGCGAUGGAUGAGUUGUGUCGCUACAGCUCAUUGUUCAGUGCCAUCAAAGUCGCAGGGUACGCCGACAUAGCUGAAGGCAGCGAAGAGGGUCUGAUGGAGGCCGUGGGAACCGUGGGACCAGUGUCUGUGGCCAUUGAUGCCAGUAAAUCGUCCUUCCAGUUUUACAGCUCCGGCAUCUACUACGAGCCUGAGUGCAGUACUCUGAGUCUGGACCAUGGGGUUCUGGUGGUGGGCUACGGCUCCAACGGAAAUGAAAACUACUGGAUCGUCAAGAACAGCUGGGGUGAACUCUGGGGUAAUAAGGGCUACAUCCAAAUGUCCAGAAACAGAGACAACAACUGCGCCAUCUCGUCCUACGCCAGUUAUCCCAAGGUCUGAGUGCAGCGCCACAUCAUGACUCCGUGAUGCUUUUAAUGAAACACUCGGGAACA
Molecule: messenger RNA, 1119 nt
Organism: Nematolebias whitei (Rio pearlfish)
Lineage: Eukaryota; Metazoa; Chordata; Actinopteri; Cyprinodontiformes; Rivulidae
Product: procathepsin L
Exons: 8
Coding region: 68-1066 (332 amino acids)
Biological process (GO): immune response
Cellular component (GO): lysosome
Molecular function (GO): cysteine-type endopeptidase activity
Source: RefSeq, a predicted model, not a curated record